Poecile atricapillus (Black-capped chickadee) is the source of this 2249-nucleotide messenger RNA. RefSeq names its product potassium calcium-activated channel subfamily N member 1 (gene KCNN1). Gene Ontology annotation, cellular component: neuron projection; neuronal cell body; plasma membrane. Gene Ontology annotation, biological process: potassium ion transmembrane transport. The transcript has 10 exons. Bases 561 to 2249 code for a protein of 562 amino acids. NCBI's taxonomy places the organism in Eukaryota, Metazoa, Chordata, Aves, Passeriformes, Paridae. Gene Ontology annotation, molecular function: calmodulin binding; small conductance calcium-activated potassium channel activity. The record is from RefSeq and is a predicted model, not a curated record.
ACACCGGGAGAAGCCCGGGAAAACACCGGGAAGGCCCCGGGAAACACCGGGAGAACCCCGGGAAAACACCGGGAGAAGCCCGGGAAGCCCCGGGAGGCCCCCGGGAAGCCCCGGGAAGCGGCGGGGCGGCUGCUCGGCGGCUGCGCGUGUGGAGCGGCAUCGCCGCAUCGCCUCCCGCAGCCCCCGCGGCCGCCGCCGCCUGCGCGCUGGGGAAACCGAGGCACGGCGCGGCCGGGAGGGGCUCGGCGGCACCGCGGAGCCGCUCUCCAGGCUCGCCCCCGGCUCCCGGUUGCCAUCCCGGGCUCGGUGCCUCACGUGUCGCCGCCGCCGGGCCAUGGUCAGCGGCGGCAGCGCCCGAGGGCAGCGGAGGCCGGGGGCUGGCGGCAGGCGUGGAGGGAAGCCCAUGGCCCCCGGACCCCCGGACCGACCCCAGCCCCGGCCCCGGCCCCGCUGCCCCUGACGGCCCCGGGACCCCCCCGGCCGGUCCCGGGGAGCCCCAGCAGGUCACCCCCUCUGGGCCGAGCCAUGCGGGAUCUCCCGGCGCCGUCCCCAGCCGAGCCAUGAGCAGCUGUCCCCACAAUGGGGGGGUGACACGGCCCCGCGUCCCCCCGAGCUCCUCCGGCCACGCCCCGCGACCCCCGGACGGCGAAACGCCGCCGCCGCGCCCCAGCCCCGCUCUGCAGGUGGUGGUGUCCCAACCGGAGCAUCCCGCGGGCACCGAUCCUGGCGCCGAGCCGCUGCCCCCGGCACGGGAGGAACCGCGGCGGAACCAGAACAUCGGCUACAAGCUGGGCCACCGGCGCGCGCUCUUCGAGAAGCGCAAGCGGCUGAGCGACUACGCGCUCAUCUUCGGCAUGUUCGGCAUCGUGGUGAUGGUCACCGAGACCGAGCUCUCCUGGGGGGUCUACACCAAGGAGUCGUCGUAUUCCUUCGCGCUCAAGUGCUUGAUCAGCCUCUCCACGCUGAUCCUGCUGGGGCUCAUCGUCAUGUACCACGCCAGGGAGAUCCAGCUGUUCAUGGUGGACAACGGCGCGGACGACUGGCGCAUCGCCAUGACCUACGAGCGCAUCUUCUUCAUCUCCCUGGAGCUGCUGGUGUGCGCCAUCCACCCCAUCCCCGGCCAGUACCUGUUCACCUGGACCGCCCGCCUGGCCUUCACCUACGCGGCCUCGGUGGCCCACGCCGACGUGGACAUCAUCCUGUCCAUCCCCAUGUUCCUGCGCCUCUACCUGAUCGGCCGCGUCAUGCUGCUGCACAGCAAGCUCUUCACCGACGCCUCCUCGCGCAGCAUCGGCGCCCUCAACAAGAUCAACUUCAACACGCGCUUCGUCAUGAAGACGCUGAUGACCAUCUGCCCCGGCACCGUGCUGCUGGUCUUCAGCAUCUCCUCAUGGAUCAUCGCCGCCUGGACCGUGCGCGUCUGCGAGAGGUACCACGACAAGCAGGAGGUGACCAGCAACUUCCUGGGGGCCAUGUGGCUGAUCUCCAUCACCUUCCUGUCCAUCGGCUACGGGGACAUGGUGCCACACACCUACUGCGGCAAGGGCGUGUGCCUGCUCACCGGCAUCAUGGGCGCCGGCUGCACCGCGCUGGUGGUGGCCGUGGUGGCCAGGAAACUGGAGCUGACCAAAGCCGAGAAACACGUCCACAACUUCAUGAUGGACACGCAGCUCACCAAGCGGGUGAAAAACGCCGCUGCCAACGUGCUCAGGGAAACGUGGCUGAUCUACAAACACACCAAGCUGGUGAAGAAGAUCGACCACGCCAAAGUUCGGACCCACCAGCGUAAGUUCCUCCAAGCCAUCCAUCAGCUGAGGAGUGUGAAGAUGGAGCAGCGCAAACUCAACGACCAGGCCAACACCUUGGUGGACCUGGCCAAGACCCAGGGUGUGAUGUACGAGAUGGUGUCGGAGCUGCAGGAGCGGCACGAGGAGCUGGAGAAGCGCCUGGGGGCUCUGGAGGGGAAGCUGGAGGCGCUGGGGCUGAGCCUGCUGGCCCUGCCGGGGCUAGUGAGCCAAGCCCUGGGCCACCAGCAGCCUCGGGGUGGCGAGCAGCAGCAGCAGCACCGGGGGGGCGAGCAGCAGCCCCGGCUGGGCGAGCAGCAGCCCCGGCUGGGCGAGCAGCAGCGGGGGGAGCUGCUCGGGCCGUGGCCCCCCCGGCUCUGCUCGGCCACCGCCCCCUGCACGCCCCGCAGAGACCCCCCCCGAACCGGCCCCGACAGCCCCCGGCCCGCCUCGGACAGUGGAUGA